Micropterus salmoides (largemouth bass) is the source of this 2931-nucleotide messenger RNA. Its product is annotated as zinc finger protein PLAGL2-like. The record is from RefSeq and is a predicted model, not a curated record. The coding region runs from base 635 to 2002 and encodes 455 amino acids. The transcript has 3 exons. NCBI's taxonomy places the organism in Eukaryota, Metazoa, Chordata, Actinopteri, Centrarchiformes, Centrarchidae.
GUGUGUGUGUGUGUGUGUGUGUGUGUGUGUGUGUGUGUGUGUGUGUGUGUGUGUGUGGGGGGGGUGUUCCUCUCUGAGGCCGGGGUGUGACGUCACUCUCCCACAAUGCACGGCUCCCAGCUCAGCGCCCAGCAGUCCAGGCCCGGACUCUAACAAACAUCCCUGAAACUUGUUCCAAAAUGUCGGCGCGGGGACGGGACGGAGGUCGGAGGGGCCGCGGGGCGGAGGCGCAGUCGGUCUGUGGCGAUGUGGAUCUGCCUCUGUGACUCAUCUGUAUACUAAUCCCUCUGCAGACCAGCACACGAGCGCCUCUCAGGGAACACAGGCCCAGUCGGAGCUCCCAGAGCAAACCAUCACCACAGCCCUGUGGGGAUUGCUAUGGCAGCUGCUGCCACAGAGACCAAGUGCUGGACUCGGACUGGCCCCAGGAAGGCAGGAGAGACCGCUACUCAUCGCCCCGAAAGACACAAUCAACAAGCAGCACUUGACUCCAGCACUGUCCGUUAACAGGACGGUCUGCAGGUUGAGGCACGGCUCUCGGGAGGAUCCUCAUGAGUCUGGUCUGCGUUUGCUCCGGCUCUUGGCCAGAGUCCCCGUGCAGCAGCAGAACCAGCACCGUUCCUUGUGUUAGACCAUGUUCCACCAGCAAGACCAUCUGAAGGGCCAGCUGCAGGAGGGCCAGCCAGCCAGCAGGCAGCUCUACCACUGCCAGGAGUGUGGGAAGCAGUACAACACCCAGCUGGGCUACAGACGCCACCUGGUGGCCGCCCACAGCGCCACGGCGGGCCUGUCCUGCCCAGAGGGGGCGCCCUCGCUGCUGGAGCACCUGGGUGGCCACAUCGACAGGCCCCCUCCCUCAGAGGGCAACAGCAACGCCGGCGUGCCAGUGAGAGAGAGGAAGUACUCAUGUGAGCGAUGCGACCGCCGCUUUUACACUCGGAAGGAUGUACGGCGCCACGCCGUGGUGCACACAGGGCGCCGCGACUUCCUGUGCCCACGCUGCGCACAACGCUUUGGCCGCAGGGACCACCUGACCCGCCACUUGAAGAAGAGCCAUGCUCAGGAGUCUGGGUUGAUGCCUCCCUGUACACCCAGCACUCCUGUGGCUGCCCCGAGCCCCGCCACCCAGUGCCCGGUGAAGGAGGAGCCCAGCCCUGUGGCCUCUGACAUGGGCCCCAAGGAGCCCAUGGAGACCUACUCCAGAGACAUGUACAACUCCUACCCCAUGACCAAUCCUGUACCCGGGUUGGGCCACCCCCACGGCCUCAUGCAGGGCUCUGUGUCCUCGAGCAUGGGCGUUGGGCGCUCCAUGCCCCCCCAGUCUUCUCACCACCACCUGCAGCCCCCGGCGGCCCCGCAGCAGCAGCCCUACGGCAACAUGGCCAGGUACCAGCACGUAUCUACCUCAUAUCCUCGCGCUGACGUGGACAGCUUCCUGCUGGACCUGCAGAGCGCCCCCCCACCUCACCUGAGUGCAGUCAACUCCGCUACCUCGACUUCUGCCUCCCCUCAGAGGGAAGUGCUGGGUGAAGGGGUGGGUGCUGGCGGUGACCCUCACCUGCUGUCCAGGAGCCCCGCCAUCUCCUCCACUGAACUGUCUUGCACCACUAACAUGGACCUGGGGCCCCUCCUGGGCUUCUUGCCCUUCAGCCUGCCGCCCUACAGCCCUCACAUGGGGAUGGGGGGGUUAGUGAUGAGCUACCCACCUGCCACCACGACCUCCUCCUCUCCUUCCUCUUCCACUGGGCUGUCCUCCCAGGCUCCAGGGCCCUUUACCUUCUUCCAGCCUCCCCAGGCUCAUGUGCCCCAGGGCCCCGGAGCCCACAACCACAGCCAGCUACCUCAGGCGUACAGCAGUCCUGCUAUGAGCACUUCCAGCUCCCUACCUCACUACUACCAGGCCUUCCAGCAGUCAUGGACUCAGGGAAGCCGCCUGUCCCGUGCAGCAGGACAGCAGUACUGGACCGUUCCUGUGGUGGACGCUCAGCUGUGGUGGAGAUGAGCUGUGGAAAGAAGAGCUUCUCUCUUUUCUGCCUUAAGGCCCUUGAACUGAAGGACGUCUCUUACCAUCGUGUUGCACCAAUGUCUUAAAAUGCUACUGUUGUGCCUCUAAGAGUGUCUGAUCUGGACUUUAAGCACUUACCACGUUUCUAAGACAGGACGGUUGGAUCUGUCCCUCAGACACGCAGUGCGGUGCUUUCUCUUUUUACUUGUAUUUAGUUACUUUGGCUCUUCCUGUGCCAUUAGAUUGAAAGUAUAAAGGUAGAUUUUAUGAAUCUAAACUCUUUACCUAGCAGCAGACAUUGACAUUAUAAUUCAGUCAAACUUUCUACCUCUACCUUGUCGUAUAUCUUUCUGCAGAGAUCAUUAGAGAUAGUUUAACCUGUAACCAUUGGGCAGUUUGUACCACUGUUGAAGAGCCGAUCUGUUCAACUUCAGGACCACGUGAGUCCUGGUGGUGCACUCCACUGUCAGGCCUCGUUCUCCAUACUUGCCUUUAAUGAUAUUUCUACUUAUGUACUACCUCAGAGAAGGGACAGGCAACUGUCCAUCUAACUGCAGAGAAAAUGUAGAGUUUUAUUUUUGUCAGAAGAAGCACAUGUACUUUGUAGCUCUGUAGUUUUUUACUAAGAUUAGCUCCCAGCAGUAGGAGGUCCACCUGCUCACCAUCUGCAGCUUCAAGCUGAGUCCCUCCAGACUGAAGCUGCAGAGGGGGGGGGGGGUCUCACUAAAAGAGGGUUCAGGACCGGCAUGCUGCCUCGGCUCUGACCCACCACAGUGCAGGAUCCACCUCCUGGACUUAGUUAUGCAUUAGGUGUUUGUAUUAUCACUUACUAGAUUAGAAGACAGGUGAAAGAAAAGGAUUGUGUUUUUCUGAUUGUCUGAACUUACAGUAAUACAAAAUAAAUCCAGCUUUAGAUUUCCACUCUG